Molecule: messenger RNA, 4764 nt
Organism: Dermochelys coriacea (leatherback sea turtle)
Lineage: Eukaryota; Metazoa; Chordata; Testudines; Dermochelyidae
Gene: AUP1
Product: AUP1 lipid droplet regulating VLDL assembly factor
Exons: 12
Coding region: 131-1417 (428 amino acids)
Cellular component (GO): membrane
Molecular function (GO): ubiquitin binding
Source: RefSeq, a predicted model, not a curated record
AGGCCGGGAGCGCGGUUCAGAGCGGUCGUGGCUUCCCUUUCCCAGACGGCCCCGCGCGGAGAGUGGCCGCCGUGGGUAAGAUGGUGGUGGCUCCUGGGCCUCGCUGAGGCGGCGGCGGCUCGGGACCGGGAUGGAGCCUCGGGCCUCGGGUCCUGAGCGGCUCUUCGACGCGCACCGGUUUCCCAGCGAUGGCUUCCUGCUGCUGGCUCUGCUGCUCUACGCCCCUGUGGGGCUCUGUCUGCUUCUCCUGCGCCUCUUCAUCGGCAUCCAUGUCUUUCUGGUCAGCUGUGCCCUGCCUGACAGCCUGCUCCGGAGGUUAGGGUUUAUCGUGCGUGUGAUGUGCUCAGUGCUGGGUCUGUUUGUGCGGCAAAGUGACCCCCAUCUCCGGGAUUCCAAUGUCAGGGUUUAUAUUGCUAACCACGUGACUCACUUCGACCACAGUGUCAUCAGCCUACUGACCUCAUGCAAUACGCCUGCACUGAAUGGCACACCAGGUUUCAUCUGUUGGUCACGGGGAUUCAUGGAGCUGGGGGCGGUGGGGAGCCGGGCAGAGCUGGUGGAUUCCCUGAAGGUGUAUUCGUCCCAUGGGGGGAAUCCACCUCUGCUGCUGUUCCCAGAGGAGGCAGCCACUAAUGGCCGAGUCGGCCUUCUUCGCUUCAGCUCCUGGCCAUUCUCAAUCCUGGAUAUGAUUCAGCCGAUGGCUCUGCAAGUUCAGAGGCCCUUACUUGCUGUGAGUGUGGCCGACUCCUCCUGGAUCACAGAGCUGCUCUGGACCUUCUUUGUUCCCUUCACAGUUUAUCAAGUAAGGUGGAUGCCGCCUGUCUUCAGACAAGCUGAUGAGGUGAAUGAGGAGUUUGCGCUCCGAGUUCAGGAGCUCUUGGCUGUGGAGCUGGGCGUGGUUUCUACGCGACUCACUGCAGCGGAUAAAGCCGAGCAUAUGAAGAGGUUGAGAGAUACCCCGCCUCACCUCCUUGCCCCAGUCUCAAGCCAGCCCUUGGUUGCCAGGCCCAGGGCAUCUCCCAGCCUGGCUGGUGUCGGGCCUCUUGCUUCUGAGGAUGUGCGGAUCACGGAGAUGGCCCAGCGGGUCAAGGAAGUGCUCCCACAUGUGUCUCUGGGAACCAUCAGGAGAGACCUGGCCCAGACCAACUGCGUGGACACUACUAUCGCCAACCUCCUGGAGGGCCGGGUGCCCCUCCUCCCUGAGGACAAGGAGCCGGAGACCGGCCUGCUUGCUCCGUCUACGUCCCAGACUCCAGUGGCCUCCAGCCCUCAGUGCCCUGCAACUUCAUCCUCCUCCAAGCCAUCUAUGAAGCUCUUUGCGAAGUCCCCUGUGGAGAGGCAUUUGUCCCUGCAGGAGCGGAAACAUGUGCUGUAUGCCUACGCCAGGAGAGCUAGAGUGCAGUGUGACCUGGGCUGACAUGAACCUCUGUCUUCUGUCCCCUGGGAGUACUGGCAUUACAACACCAGGCUCGUGGGGGAAGCGGAGGGAUUCCACAUAGGCAGGCCAAAGAGCCCAAGGUUUUUAAGAGGACUGCCGUGGGAGCCAAACCUUCGGGUAUGUCUGGGGGUCUGCCUUUCUGGAACAUGCACUUCAGCCCGCACUAGUUCUUCAGUGUGUGUCAGCAUGGAGUCUGCUGUUGGUGAGCAUGGUCCUCAUGCACACUGGACCGGAGGCUUUUUGGAUUAGCUGUGUCUGCCCUGGCUGUCAUGAGCCCUCUGCUGCCUUGCUCUCCCAUACAAUGCAUGAAAGGUGGGGCAGCCAUGACCCUCAAUUCCCUCUUACCGCCCUUGGCACUGACAUGGAACCUGUAGUUCUCAGCUCAGGCUAAACUUUAUCAAAAUCCUCAGAAUCACUUCUGAUCGACUGUUUGUCAGCCAUGAAUCGAUCCCACCAUCGGGACUGAAUUCCAGUGGUCAGACCAGUCCAUACAGGCUCCUUAUAGUAGACUCUGCCCUGUGGGUUUCCAGCCCUGUCCAUCCUUCACUGGACUCAUUUCCCUGAAGGACGGACGCAGUGUGUGUCUCUUACCUGAGGGAAUUGAGUAUUCACUGUGCUUGGCCUUCUCUGCCAGACUGUGUGAGGUAUGAGACAGUCCAUGUGUGAGGUGGAACAGUCCCUGAAGGUCUUGUCAGAGCCCUAGGAAACAAGUUCCAGCAGCAGCAUCACCAUCUCGGACAGAUGCAGGCAGUGCUGCAGGGGAGCAUUGAGAACCCAGCACUGAGGAAGGAUCCGUCAAGACACUGGCAUUGAAGCCAGCCUCAGUGUCCAUGUCGAAGUUGGCACCAGCACCUCUGGGGUCAAAGUCAGGGAGCAAGAGGGACUGCUCUGAGCAGUGAGGCAGAAAUGAAGAAGGAGCUUGGUAUCUUCCCAUAAGGAUAGAAUGCAAAGCCUCCAAGCCCCAUGCGAGAUCAAGGGCUGGGGAGAUGGAGGUCCAGCCAGCACAGAGCCUGGCUCUGGAGAAGCACCUGAGCCACCCAGAGAGUCGAUUGUACUCCUGUGGCAUGUUGUUUUGGCCCUCUGUGGUGCUGGGGACCACCGUCGCCAGCAUCAAGAAGCCAGUCUCCACCACUGAGGAAAAGGAAGAGAUCGAUCUCUCUCUCCCUCCUUCCAGCAGGCCAUUGACACUUGAAUACCAGGAACAGCCAACUCCAGGGGAAGGGCAGCGCGAAACCCCAUCUCAGCACUGAAGAUCUCUCCCGUUAUCACCAGUGUUGUCAGCACUGAUUCCGGCACUGGGUGACUUUAAAUUGUUCUGGGAGCUCCUUGUGAGUGUUGCUGAGACCCUUGGCAAAUUGGAGAAAUCUCACAAGCUGUUUGAGCUCCUCUUGGCUUCUGGUUCAGCAGGAUCACCUCCCAGCCAACAGGAGGGACUGCUGGACCCAGCUAAUGGGCUGUGGCUGGCGUCUGCCACAGAGAAGCUAAUGGUGAAGUGAGUUGAGACGAAGUCCCAGGUACUGGCCUCCGUGGGAUUUGAGUUCUCGUACACUCAGCUGACCCAGCGUCCUUUGUUGUAUUGCUAGGCAAGAGAAGUUGAGGUUGAGCUAAAGCACAAAGACUCCAGAUGUCUCGACCUGCUUGGGAAGAAGUCAUACUCCAGCUUCGCUGCAGCUGCGCAUGGCUAACUGUCAGGCCCUGCUGGCCAAAUACAAUCUCCUGAUAUGGGACAGGGCAGCACCCUCAUGACAGCAGAGCAGAACUCAAGGAUGUAAAGCAGCUGGUGGUGAUGCUUCUGACACCAUGGUCAGGUCAUUGGGCACCACAGUGACCAUAGACAGUGCACUGUGGCUCCAGGCUGCGAUUGAGGAUGUACCCUGUGAAGGCUCCAGGCUGCUGAGCGAGCAGGGGGCGAGCCCUCUGCACUCACCGAAGGACUCAAAAGCCACCUUGUACUCUCUGAGGACUUGCACCCCUCCAUUCAACAGGCCGUAGCAUCCCCAGCCUCGGCAGCACACACUGUCUUGCCACACCAUACGGUCGGAAUGUCAUGCCAAGAAGCUCCCAAGAUACAACAUGGGCAUCAACCUUCCUUUUCCUCGGCAGUGCAUCCGCCUCUUCACACCUCAACGGAUCAACAAGACAGUCGAGAGCUGCACUGGACCUGGUCUAGAGAACACAACCUUCAGAAGCCACCUAGCCACAUUCCACCUGGCAUCGUCUGCCAUCACAUCAGAUAAAUGGAUGUUACAGAUCUUUGCCUGGGGCCACCCCAUCCCUCUUCCAUGAGAGCCUGCUACAAGUGGAAGAAGCCUUGUUGCUACAUCUAGAAGCCAUGGCAAAGGUCCAACAAAGAUUGGGAGAAGAUGCUUCUGCUCCUGGUAUUUCCUCACUCCAAAGGAGAAGGGAGGUUGUCUUCCAAUCCUGGACCUGAGGACGCUGACUGAACACAUACCCAUCCUGACCCUGAGACAGUGUAACACCUGCCUCCAUCAUCAUCUCUCUCCAAGCUCAAGACUGGUUCAUAGCUCUUGAUUUGCAGGGUUUAUACCCAGCCCACAGGAAAUACCUCAGAUUCACAAUGGGGCCUGAUCAUUAUCAGUGCAGGGUUCUGCCCUUCAGACUCUCUGGUGCUGAGUGUGCACCAAAGACCUUGCUGUAGAGGCACAUUUAAGAAGACAGGGAAUCCAUUUCUGUUCAUACCUGGACAACUGGCUGGUCAUGGGCAGAUCCCAGCAGGAGACUGGAACAGCCUUACAACACAACCUUUCCCUGUUCUCUCAGCUAGGACUCCUUUUCUCAUACUGUCGCAGACAAUAGAGUUCACAGGAGCUCCUACUGAUUCCGGAUCAGCCCAGGCCUACCUGCUGGAGGAUGGAUUCCACUUUCUUCAGUCAGAAGUAAAUGAUCUACGGGCAAGACCGACAGUGCAUGUGGGUCUGGGACUCUCGGGCCGCGUGCUGACAUGCACAUACGUGAUGCCACUUGCCAGACUCCACCUAUGACCGUCACAGCUGUGACUGCGGUCCAUGUAUUCCCCAUCCAGACAUCAUGAACAAGUGGGUAUAGUCUCUCAGAGUCCUGGGGGAACUCACCUGGCAGCUAGACCUGGGGAGCCUGAGAAAAGGGGUGGCAUUCUCUGGCCAUUCCCUGACAACUCUUAUCAUGGACGCGUCAGGGACAGGCUGCAGUGCUCACAGAUGCAAGGCACAUGGACAGUGACCUGAACCUACCUGUGACUGUCCUGGAGCUGAGGGCCUAUAUAGCAUUCCUGCUUGUUCUGCUGAACUCCAUCAUGCAAUCCUGACAGCACAUCUGGGCAGUGCUCG